This is a messenger RNA of Cajanus cajan (pigeon pea), 2259 nucleotides long. Its product is annotated as dehydratase family. Gene Ontology annotation, molecular function: dihydroxy-acid dehydratase activity. The record is from RefSeq and is a predicted model, not a curated record. Lineage: Eukaryota; Viridiplantae; Streptophyta; Magnoliopsida; Fabales; Fabaceae. Gene Ontology annotation, biological process: branched-chain amino acid biosynthetic process. Gene Ontology annotation, cellular component: chloroplast stroma.
GAAGUGUAAAACACAGGGGAACCCGUGGUGAGUAUCCCCUUUCUCCUCUUGAAAAUUUGAAAGGACAAAGGGACAAAAGUAUCCCCUUUCUCCCCAACACUACCAAACCCCUCUCCACAAUGCAGUCCACACUCUUCUCUCCCACCUCUCACUCCCUCAUCCCCACUUCUCCUCAAGCUCUCAGAUCCCACUCUCGCGCUCUCUCCGUCCGCGCCUCCGUCGCAGCGGACUCUCCACCGCCCGCCGCCGUCAAGCUCAACAAGUACAGCUCGCGCAUCACCGAGCCCAAGUCGCAGGGCGCCUCGCAGGCCGUCCUCUACGGCGUCGGCCUCUCCGAUGACGACAUGGCCAAGCCCCAGGUCGGCGUCUCCUCCGUCUGGUACGAGGGCAACACCUGCAACAUGCACCUCCUCCGCCUCUCCGAGGCCGUGAGGGACGGCGUCGCCGCCGCUGGCAUGGUGCCCUUCCGCUUCAACACCGUCGGCGUCAGCGACGCCAUCUCCAUGGGCACCAGAGGCAUGUGCUACAGCCUGCAGUCCAGGGACCUCAUCGCCGAUAGCAUUGAGACCGUUAUGGCUGCGCAGUGGUACGACGCUAACAUUUCCAUCCCCGGCUGUGACAAAAAUAUGCCCGGUACCAUCAUCGCUAUGGGAAGGCUCAACAGACCUAGUAUUAUGGUUUAUGGCGGGACUAUAAAGCCCGGUCAUUUUCAGGGUAAUUCGUUUGACAUAGUGUCUGCCUUUCAGUGCUAUGGAGAAUACGUGAGUGGAUCAAUAAGCGAAGACCAAAGACAAAGUGUUAUUCGCAACUCUUGCCCUGGUGCUGGGGCCUGUGGUGGCAUGUAUACAGCCAAUACCAUGGCUUCUGCAAUAGAAGCUAUGGGAAUGUCUCUUCCCUAUAGCUCAUCUACACCUGCUGAGGAUCCAUUAAAGUUGGACGAGUGUCGAUUAGCUGGGAAAUAUCUUCUUGAGUUACUGAAGAUGGACUUGAAGCCCCGAGAUAUCAUCACUCGUAAAUCACUACGUAAUGCAAUGGUUAUAGUUAUGGCACUUGGUGGAUCUACUAAUGCUGUGUUACACUUAAUUGCUAUUGCCAAGUCCGUUGGCAUUGAUUUGACUCUUGAUGAUUUUCAGAAGGUUAGCGAUGAGGUUCCUUUUCUUGCAGAUCUUAAGCCUAGUGGGAAAUAUGUCAUGGAAGACGUUCACAAGAUUGGAGGGACCCCAGCAGUUAUACGCUACCUUCUUGAGCAAGGCUUUUUAGAUGGUGACUGUAUGACUGUCACUGGAAAGACCUUAGCUGAAAAUGCAGAACUUGCCCCUCCUUUGUCCAAAGGGCAGGAAAUAAUAAGGCCAAUAGAAAAUCCCAUCAAGAAGACAGCUCACAUUCAAAUAUUAUAUGGAAACCUUGCACCAAAUGGUUCUGUCGCCAAAAUUACUGGAAAAGAAGGGCUGUACUUCUCAGGUCCUGCACUUGUGUUUGAAGGAGAGGAGGCAAUGAUUGCUGCCAUUUCAGAGGAUCCUUCAAGCUUUAAGGGAAAAGUGGUUAUAAUUAGGGGAGAGGGACCGAAGGGUGGACCAGGCAUGCCUGAGAUGUUAACACCAACAAGUGCAAUAAUGGGUGCAGGGCUCGGAAAGGAAGUCGCGUUGUUGACUGAUGGAAGAUUUUCAGGAGGUUCACAUGGAUUUGUGGUUGGCCAUAUAUGCCCUGAAGCACAGGAAGGUGGUCCUAUUGGCUUGAUUCAAAAUGGAGACAUAAUCAAUGUUGACAUCCAGAAGAGGAGAAUUGAUGCUUUGGUAUCAGAUGAGGAGAUGGAGGCACGCAGGAAAAAGUGGAUUGCUCCUCCAUACAAAGCUAACCAAGGAGCUCUGUACAAGUAUAUUAAAAAUGUGAAACCUGCUUCUAGCGGAUGUGUGACAGACGAGUAGAAAGGUCAUACUUCUUGCAGAGUAAAAGCUGAUUGGUUGUAUGCCUUACCAGCGUUUUGAUGAGGUAUUACUAUUUUGGCAUAAAACGGUGCAUUUUUAAGUAGCUGAAUGUAUCCUCUUUUUUUUUUGGCUAUUUUAUUUUAGACUUGAAUGGCAGGGCACCACCUGUCUUUUCUGUCGCCGUGUUUAAUUUUGUCAUAUAUAUAUUUUUUUUAGUUAUUACAUUUUGUAUUAGUGGUGAAAUUUUGUAUUUUAGGUUUCCAGAACAAGUUGGCAAAAUUUAAUCAGUGGAAUUGAAUUACUGCAAUUGAUUAGUUAACUAUUUAUGAUUUUC